UCAUACAUACAGAAUGUCAAUUUAAGAAACAAAAAAUUUUCCAGGACCUGAAGUUCCCUGUCAGAGGCAGCAUCAGAGUUUGAAGAGGUGAAGAGUGAAUAACCUGGACAUGCAUGGCAGGAUCUCGCAGUUGUUCUUGAUUAAUGCAUUAACAUGUGGUCUGGAGGUAUGUUUGGCUGCUGGGACAAUCUACAUCCCACCUAUGCUGCUGGAGGCAGGGGUGGAAGAACGAUUCAUGACUAUGGUACUGGCUGUGGGACCUGUGCUGGGGCUGAUCGUUGUGCCUCUUAUUGGUUCGGCGAGUGAUAGCUUGAGAAGUAAAUAUGGUCGUAGACGUCCCUUCAUAUGGGUGUUGUGCAUGGGUGUCCUGCUCGGUCUCUUGAUCAUCCCGCAGACGUCCACCCUCGUCACCCUGCUCACAAAACAACAGCAGCAUUGGCUGGAGGUCCCGCUGCUGGUCCUUGCCAUUUGUUUGAUGGAAUUUUGUGGUCAGGCCUGCUUCACACCUUUGGAGGCCUUGGUUUCUGACCUCUUUCCUGGAGAAGAGGAGAGUCGCAAGGCUUUUUCUGUCUACUCUCUCAUGCUCAGUCUGGGCGGAUGCAUUGGCUACCUGCUGCCCGCAGUUGACUGGACCACUUCAGAUACCGUGGUCUACUUGGGUGGACAAGAGGCCUUCAUCUACGUUGUUCUGACCUUCAUUUUUCUCGCCUGUUUGAUGGGUAUGGCCUUCAUCUCUGAGGAGCAGACAGAACGGCUGGGGGAAGCUGAGGUUUCCAGAAGGCAUGAAAACCUGAAGACUUGCUGCUGCCCUUGUGUGGCAUUCCCCAGAUUUCUAUUUUUGCGAAGGACAUUCUCUAGUCUCCUUUCUGUGGUUCCCCGACUCUACUUGCUGUGCAGUCGCAUGCCAAAAGUCAUUGCAAGGCUGUUUGUCGCUGAGUUGUGCAGUUGGAUGGCACUUAUGUCCUUUAUGCUCUUCUACACGGACUUUGUUGGAGAGGGAUUGUAUAAUGGGGUUCCCAGUGAUGAGCCAGGCUCCUUGGGAAGGACACGCUAUGAUGAAGGUGUGCGAAUGGCCAGCCUGGGUCUUUUCCUCCAGUGUGUGACCUCUGUGAUCUUCUCAUUGCUUAUGGAGCGUAUGGUGUUGUGUAUUGGAGUCAGAAAGCUGUACCUGAGCAGCGUGAUUCUGCUGGCUGUGAGUACUGCAGUUAUGACCGUAUUCCACAACAUUAUACUAGUCACCAUCAUGGCCGCUGCUACAGGAUACACCUUCUGCACCCUGCAGAUUCUGCCAUACACGCUCACAUGCCUGUACCACUCAAAUACACAGGUGUUUUUCUCCACCGAGAGGUGCAAAAUUCCUCUCAGGGAGGAAGAUCUAAUGUUAAUCAGAUCAGAGAUGUCGCCCUCGACUAAGCAGAAAAGAACUAAUGGGUGCGUCAAUGGCUAUCCAGCCUUCCAGAGCAAUAUAAAAAACUCACAAUCACUUGAUCUGCAUGUGUCUAUCACCUUGGAGCCACAACCUUCAGCCGUCAGAGGCAUGGGCACAGAUAUCGCCAUUUUAGACAGUGCCUACUUGCUGUCUCAGGUGGUCCCGUCCCUCUUUAUGGGCUCCAUCGUGCAGCUCUUCCAGAGUGUGAACGCAUACAUGGCCUGUGCGUCUCUGUUGAGUCUGGUGGCUGUGUAUUUCUCCAGUAAGAUCGUCUUUGAGAAAGCGGAUAUUGAUACGAGAUGACUGAGAUGUUACCAACAGAGCCACAGACUGGAUAGUGACAAAAACUAUAAAGGGCAGCUACUUCUGUUUUGUAUUUUUGAAAAGAGAGAUGGCAAUGUGCAAUUGAAUGCAUACAGGUAAUUUAUUGGAAAAAACAUUUGCUGUAUAUAUUCAGCAAACAAUAUAUGGUCAUACAUUCACAUAAAAAGCUCUAUUUGAGCUUUAAAUGAUUUGACAGAACUAUUGUUACGUAACCUGUGGCUUACAAUAUUAUAUUUGCAAUAUUGCACAGUUGUGUACCUGUUAAGGAGAGCAAUUACACAAGUAACAAUGAAGUGUUAGAUGACUUGGGUGUAUUGAAGUGCAGAAAAGUAAACAUGCUGAAUGUUUAAAGUGAAGAUGAGUAAGAGUUUUGGGUUUUGAAUAUUGUGACACAACUCUGUACAACCUGUUAAAGAAAGAAAGAAAGAAAGAAAGAAAGAAUGAAAGAAAGAAUGAAAGAACGGAAGAAAAGAACAUGGCUGAAGACUUGCUGGUUAUUCUUUUCUGUAUUAUUGUGCUGGAGAAACAAAAGUCUAAACUGCAUGUCUUAAUGAUUUAUUUUAUUUAAUAACACAUGUUUGAGUUGGCAGACACAUAAUUCUAUGCAUAGCAUUUAAUUUCAAAGAAUUUGUGUAUAUUUAUGAAACUUUUUGUUUUGGUUCGAAGAUAUAGCCUAAUGUUGCUAUCUUUUAGCACCUUAAUCUAAAAGAUAAAAGCUAUUUGCAACUAUAUUAAUGCAAAUAAAAUCUAAUAAACUUAUACUGCAUUUUAUAAUUGAGGUUUGGCUAUGUAAGGACUAGCAUAAUACAAUUUUUAGCCAUAGCCGGCCAUCUCUUGACUUAUGAUGGGUGGCAUCAGGCAGUUAUUUAUCAACUACUGCCAUCUAGUGUCUCUAUAGCAGCUGCUUUCAUUUUUUGUAGUCAACACAGACAUAUUUACCCACAAUUGCUCCAUCAUUCACUCGGUUCUCUUAUAUUUCCAUGUUUUUCUUUCUUUUUUCCUUUUCUUUCAAUUAUU
Molecule: messenger RNA, 2770 nt
Organism: Sinocyclocheilus anshuiensis
Lineage: Eukaryota; Metazoa; Chordata; Actinopteri; Cypriniformes; Cyprinidae
Product: solute carrier family 45 member 3-like
Exons: 5
Coding region: 110-1732 (540 amino acids)
Biological process (GO): transmembrane transport
Cellular component (GO): membrane
Molecular function (GO): sucrose:proton symporter activity
Source: RefSeq, a predicted model, not a curated record